This is a messenger RNA of Echinostoma caproni, 1581 nucleotides long. The record is from the annotation of a GenBank genome assembly. NCBI's taxonomy places the organism in Eukaryota, Metazoa, Platyhelminthes, Trematoda, Plagiorchiida, Echinostomatidae.
AUGCCAUUUUGUAUCACUCAUCUGUCCGUUUUACGCGAAUACAUUGAUCUGGAAUUUAAAGACCUCAUGGAGACCCUUUCAUUCCCAUAUGACUUGGAGCGCAUCAUUGAUGAUUGGAUCUUUAUGGCAUUUUUGUUGGGAAACGAUUUCAUUCCCCAUAUUCCGAAUCUGCAUAUUCAUGCGGAAUCACUACUGGUUUUGUGGGAUACAUAUCAUGUAGUACUUCCCAAAUUAGAUGGUUACAUCAUUGAGUAUGGUCGUUUGCAUCUUGCACGUUUUCAUCGAUAUUUGGAGGAGCUGUCCAAGUUCGAGCAAUCUUGGUUCGAAGAACGUGAGGCAGACCAUCGCUGGAUGCGUGGUAAACGCGGAGCUCAGUUGUCCAAACAGUUGGAGAAUCUGGGAAAAGAUCCGAAACCAUCAACUGUCCGAAAGCCUGAAACAUCAGUCGCCAAGUGUGAACACGUUCCGACCGAAGAGACAAGCGAUCCGGCGUCCGAUUUGUCCCAGUUGGCAGCGCUUACCAACUUCUUCGGAUCCACCUCGAACGACAUGUUUCAGGCAGGCUUUCUAGACGAAACAACAGAAUUGAUGAAAGAAGGUGUCAUCCCGGCCACACCGUUGCAAGAAAACCAACAACCCAACGAAAUUUGCCAUACCGCUCAACCACCCGAAUCGUCUCCGGAGUUAGGUCAAUCCCUGUCUGCCGAGGAGGAAGCAGAUGAACAAGGUUUGGAUGGUGAGGAUGAACUCAUCUACAAGAUGCAUAGACGUGACUACUACUGGUCGAAAUUGGGCAUUCAAAUUGAUUCGGAAUCUGUGACUAACACCGAGAGUCUUUACCCCCUCGUGCGCGAUUAUGUACGCAUGCUUCAAUGGAUUUUAUGUUACUAUUUCCUUAAAGUCCCCGAUUGGAGCUUUUUCUACGCUUAUCACUAUGCUCCAUUCGCAUGUGAUUUGUUGCUCUACACCCAACAGUUUCUUAACCGGGAUCCAGCUGGAUCCGAAUUGGAAUGGGCCGAGUUCGACUCUACGUCUGAACCUGUGCUCCCCUUCAUCCAGCAGUUGAUGAUCAUGCCGACGGACGCGGCUUAUAUUGUGCCAUCCGCUUAUCGAACCCUUAUGACGUCCCCGACGUCACCUUUGGCGGAAUUCUUCCCUGAAAAGUUUUCCACUGAUAUCAAUGGGAAGAUCGCUUCUUGGGAAGCGGUUGUGCUCAUUCCUUUUCUUGACGAAAAACGGCUGUUAGAUGCGAUGCGCCCGAUGGAUGCCAAUCUAACCAAACAAGAAAGACAACGCAACAAACAUAAGACGCAUUUCUUCUAUCCGGCCGCAGAACCGCAAAAUUUUACAAUCACAAAGACCCAUGUUGUCCAAAUGGAUUACAGUUUCUUCCGUGAUCGCGUCAUGCUGGCCAAAGACCAAAUGAAACAGGCAUGUCAUCAUCCCGACCGUGUUGUUUGUCCCGACUUCCCCAGUCUGCAGCGGUUGACCUUCACCACGGAGUUGCGUCGCAUUCCUGUGCACGUGAGUAGUCAGGGAACAUGCAUUACAUUUUUGGUGCAUAGUCAGCUCGAUGGAUAA